AGAGGCAGUGUGGGCAGAGCUCCUGGGCUGCUAACUACCAGCUGAACAUUUGGACUGAGCACAGCAUCAAGCCACUACUGUGGGAGAGAGCGAGAGAGAGACAACGGUAUACAGCCAAGGAGACCACAGAAACACUCUCUACCUCCCCCCCUAACUCCCCCAACCCAAAAUCCCUGAAAGUCUGCACAGAGAGAGACAGACAAACAAAAGCAUUCUUGGCUUUCAGUUUAAGAGAAGAAAAGUUUAACAAUACGUUGGGGCGAGAUCAUUUACUCGAGAUAGAAAUCGAAGGAGAAAGGCGUGACAGGACGGCUCCAGACUUUUGGGUUCAUCAUCAUCCACCACAGAAGAAGAAGAAGUAACGGAUAGUCGCUGCAUGAAGGAUCCAUCCAUCUGAAACAGGAUGAGAGCCACUGUGAGGAUCACGUGGCUGCUGCUGCUUCCACUCAGCUGUUUCUGUUCAAACGGCGACAGUCAGAGCGCUGUGACUACGCCGGCGACUGCUGCGUCGACGACUGCGACGACUGCUGUGACGACUGUGACGACUGCUGUGACGACCGUAACUGUUCCUAGCCCAACUGGAGUGCCAUCGAUCACUGAUCCCGGGAACACAAACAGAUCUACUGAGGCGACGACAUCCGCAAAGCCGACUACCACGGCCACCACGCCUGCUGUCGCGGUCAAUAAACAGCCGACUAUAUCCACGCCUACAGACAAGCCCAACACCACCCAACCACAAGCAUCCACUGUCACAAAAAGCCCAACAGCAGCAUCUCCCAGUAGCGUCUCUGGUGCCCAGACAACUGCGAGGACUACUGCCACUCCUGCAGCUGCUGCUCCCUCCCUCAGCCUACCAAACGCCACGACCCCGGCUGCAGGAGCCAACAGCGGUUCAGCGGUGUCGCCCAAUGCUGCUUCCACACCUCAGACCACUGCAGCCUCCGUACCCAGUAAUACUGGGACUGCAGCGCCUGUCAAUCAGUCUGGCGAUGUGGGGACAACCAAGACCCCAAAGGUGUCGACAGGUGCCUGUACGUCGGGACAGCAGUCACCGACUCACACCACCAGCGGAGCAGUUGAAGGCACCAACACAACAACUGGGACGACCACAAGGACGCAUCAGACAGCAUCGAAGAGUCCAGACCUGGCUGGGGACACCGGGAACACCACCGGGAACACCGGGAACACCACCGGGAACACCGGGAACACCGGGAACACCACCGGGAACACCGGGAGCGCCACCGGGAACACCGGGAACACCGGGAACACCGGGAACACCGGGGACACCGGGGACACCGGGGACACCGGGAACACCACCGGGGACACCGGGAACACCACCGGGAACAACACCGGGAACACCGGGAACACCGGGAACACCGGGAACACCGGGAACACCGGGAACACCGUCUCCCUGUCCACCACGACCAAGGCAGGACCUUCUGCAGCAGUGAGCUUCAGUACCACAGCUGGAACUACGUCUCCGCAAUCCACAACAACCACAACAACCACCAUCGUCUCCACCAGCACAGCAGCUCAGCAAAAGACGUUCUCGUUCUCUCUAAACAGCGGACAAGUGGAAAAGGACGAGAAAGAUCUGGUGGAGGUGUGCAGGCGGCUGUUGGUCAAUUUGCAAGAUGGAAACUGCACCCUGACGUAUCGUCAACUUGCCAACGACAAAGUACAGUUUGACUGUGUGGAGAUAAAUGGCAAAGUGAAAACCAACCUUGCAAAUCAAUACUAUGAAGACAUCACCAAGAAACCGACAGAUAACAAAACCCUGAUAGCCAUCCUGGCCUCCUGCGGAGCUCUGCUCAUCAUGAUCGUCAUCCUCGCCGUCUGCGCCUCUCACCACCGCAAACCGUUCAACGAGAACCAGCAGCACCUGACGGAGGAGCUGCACACGGUGGAGAACGGUUACCACGACAACCCCACGCUGGAGGUGAUGGAGGUGCAGCCGGAGAUGCAGGAGAAGAAGAUGAUGGCGCUGAACGGGGAAUUCAACGACAGCUGGAUCGUCCCCAUUGACAACCUGCUGAAGGAGGACAUAGCCGACGAGGAGGACACUCACCUGUAGAGACGAAGACGAAGACGAAGGAGGAGACAGCGACAGGACCUGACUAGUUCCAGCCACACCAAAAACACCCUUAUCUUACACUCCUGGCCCUGGGAUGGAUUGUUGUCCCUGAAGCCACAGAAGACUUUUCUCACAACAGACACAUCCUAUAGAGAACAGCCACACCCCCGUAUUAACGCUGUCUGUCCGUCUGUCCGUCUGUCUGUCUGUUAUAGUUCUACGGUAGUUUUAUACACAGUGGCCUUGGAAACAUGUUUGAAUAAUCCACUAAAUCAAUCACUGUUGUGCCUACGCAGGAUAGAAAUAGGUGACUUCCGAACCCCCAGAUUGUGCCUUUUCUUUAAAAACAAAAAGAGUUGAUUUGUACACAAGCAUCUGUAAAUAAACUAUUUUUAUGUUA
This is a messenger RNA of Sebastes umbrosus (honeycomb rockfish), 2474 nucleotides long. It is a transcript of the gene podxl, whose product is annotated as podocalyxin-like. Gene Ontology annotation, biological process: regulation of microvillus assembly; cell migration; positive regulation of cell-cell adhesion mediated by integrin. Gene Ontology annotation, cellular component: microvillus membrane; apical plasma membrane. Lineage: Eukaryota; Metazoa; Chordata; Actinopteri; Perciformes; Sebastidae. The transcript has 8 exons. The record is from RefSeq and is a predicted model, not a curated record. Bases 404 to 2074 code for a protein of 556 amino acids.